This is a messenger RNA of Stylonychia lemnae, 1749 nucleotides long. Lineage: Eukaryota; Ciliophora; Spirotrichea; Sporadotrichida; Oxytrichidae. The record is from the annotation of a GenBank genome assembly.
AUGCAGCUUAGAAGUUAGAUAUAACCAAAAGUGCCAGCGGUAGAAGUAGACCGACCAAAAAGCAUCAAGCCUAAACUCCCCUCUCCUCUGAAAUAGAUAAAAAUGCCAGCUGAGCCCAAGCAUGACUUGUUUCACUUGUCCUGCUGCGACUACGAUAAGUUAAGAAAGUUUAUGCUGGGAGACUAGACUAUGCUGGACCUUCAAAGUCACACCUUUAAACUGACUUUCUCAUCCACUACAGUAAUACCCUUGAAAAAUCUAGAUGUAAAGUUGCUGGAUUAUCAAAGAGUCCACAAUAAAAUGCCUUCUCCCAGAGAUUUCAUUCGCUCUGACAGACUUGAUUGCUAGUUUUAGAGGAUUAUCUUCAAGACAUUGAAAAUUGCUGGUGUUGAUGCAAUUCAGAUAAUCAAUGAAAGUGAUAUAAACUUUGAUCUAGUGGCAUUAAAUAAAUUCACUAGAGAUAAUCAGAGGCAAGACCCUUAUAGCUGGAACCAUCUGAAGUCAAAUGUAAGAGGCUAGAAGAUUCUGUUUGCUCAGGCCUCGAUGUAUGUCUACACCACAAACCUAAUGAUGCUUAAGUUCCCAGACCAAGAGAACUAUUUCUACCUUAUAUCCAAGAUGAGUCUGGGAGAGCAAGAACUGUGUGACCUUAUUUAGAAUUUAAUGGAGAGCAAGAUCUCCGACAUAGAACUUGGCAAGAGAAGGCGUCAGGCUAUUGACCUAGAUACUGACUAUCGUGAUCCAGUUAAGAGGCCUAAGCAGCUCAGCUAAAAGAGAGUUUGGAAUAUAAAACCUUAAGUCAAGCCAGUUGAAUAGCCCAAAUUUUAAAUCACUCUUAGGGCUUUAAUCCCUGAUGAGAUCUUUUAUUCGAAAGAAGCUGAAGAGCAAUGCAAUAUCUGCUGUGAGAAAAUUAGAUAGAUACAGCUAACUCAACUAAAGCUUAAUGUAGGCGGCAAUUCCUGUGCUCACGUGUUCUGCUUUGACUGCAUUUUUCAAUGGGCGACCAAGUAAUGCAACUAGUGCCCUCUCUGUAGGAAGAACUUUAAUAAACUAUAGAGGCCUACAAAUGAGCUGCAAAUCCCCUAGAACCUCUAUUUUUAUGAGUUAAUAAACAUUGCUGACAAGAAGUAAGCCAUAAACUACUAAGAAUUGAUAUAAGACAUGCAGAAUCAAGACAAUGACAAUCAGUCUGUGGAUGAAGAUUAGUAUUUGAUAGAAGACUUCUUUCAUAACGAGAAUCACUCACAAAACUCUGAUGAUUAGCAAGUAUUGGCUUCACGAAGAAACUCUCAUGCACUCGGUCACAUAUUCAUGGUUGUGAGAUCUCAUGUAAGCGAAUUCUCAAAUAGCUUUGACAGCUAUUAUCUUCCAAGUUUCAGUCCUAUCCCUCAUGAGCCGAUGCAGUAUCGAGAGCAUAUAAUCGCAUACUCACAAUCUGAGGCUCAAGACCUUUAAGUCUCGUAGAAUGCCGUUCAAAUAAACUUGUCAGAGAGUUUAGGCUUGCAAAGUAAUAUGAGCUAUUAAAACCCUGAGGAAAGAGAGCAAACUCUGACAUCAUCAGACCAGAUAUUAAAUACAAGCGCAGAUUCAUCCACAAUGGUAAACAGAUCUCUGCUUCAAAGGAUAUUCGACAGUAUUGACAGGUAAAACUUCCAGUCCAUUGGAGUAAGCUUUUAUGAAAGUCUAAGAUAUACCUUGUCUAACUAAGCCAAUUAAGAUUCCAACAGUGAGGACAGAAACUUCAACUGA